UCUGUCCCUCUUACCUCUAGAUAAGAAUGCACACACCCAGGCACCACCCAGUUCCUAGGACUCAGAUGGGAGCACAAUGAUACCCAACACAGGCAUACAGAUAAAUAGGUGUGUUCCUCUGCCACACACACAAGGCCUUCAGUUAAAUGCAUAUUCUCAGUCUGGACAGAGCCAACAGCAAAUACCAUUAUCAGGACUUCCCCCAAACAAGGGAACUUUUGAACUUUUUCCUUGGAUGUAAUUCAAAGGAAUUGAGAACACAGAGAGUCAUCAGAUUCCUGGUCACUCCAACUUCCCAGCACUUCUCUCUCUUAUCUCUGCUUCACAAGUCACCCCUGGCCCCUCGUCCUUCCCUUUCUGGAAAAAGCCUUGAUUUCUACCUUGCCUCCUUUGGGGAAAUUCUCCCCUUUGUGGACCUCACCAUGUUCUUUUCCUGAGGCCAUUCUGACCAGCCAGAUCCAACUUCAAAACAGGAAGCUCUGUGACAGAGUGCUAUAUGAACCCAAGUAGGAAAUAGGUGUGACCCCACACACACACCCAGGCACUGCCCAGGACUUGAGAGCAUUCGUUAGCCCUGGGUACUUAUCUUGGAGCCACUGCUGCUGACAGAGAGUCCGGGCCCUGUACUCUGCCUUCCCUGAACCUGCAGUGCCAUGGGGAACUGUCUGCACCCAGAGCAGGUGGACACAAGUGAACUUCAAUUUAUUUUGGACAACUGGAAUUUAACGGAUGAGGAUAACAUCUCCUACGAAAAUCUGGAUUACUACAGCGUGGAGGCAGCUGCUCCCUGCCACUCCUGCAACCUGCUUGAGAAGUUUUCACUGCCCUUCUUCAUCCUCGCCGGUGUCUUAGGCAUGCUGGCAAGCAGUGUGGUCCUCUUCGCAAUUCUCAGACCCCUCUUUCACUGGCAGAUCUGCCACAGCCGGGCCAUUCUGGCACAGUUGGCAGUAGGCAGUGCCCUCUUCAGUAAUGCGGUGCUCAUCCUGACACCAGGCUUAAAUACUGCCCGGAGCACAGCCCUGUGUGGCCUGGGCUCCUGGGUCUGGUAUACUUCAGCUUUUGCCCAGGCUCUGCUGAUUGGAUGCUAUGCAUGCCUGAACCCCAAUCUGAGUAUGGGUCAAAUUCGUGGCCUUACCUUGGGACUUACUGUGGGACUUUGGGGAACAGCUGGUCUCUUAGGGAUACCAGUCACCCUGGCCAGUGAUGUUUACAAUGGUGUCUGCACCCUUCCGUCCAGUAGGGACCUGGAAGCUUUAAAGUACACACACUCCGCGAUCUGCUUUAUCAUCUUCAAUGUAUUGCCUCUGGCCCUUUUGACAGCCAAGGGGCUGAAGAAGUCACUGAACAAGGGUCUAGGCCCCUGGGUUAGUGUCCUGUGGGUCUGGUUCAUUUUCUGGUGGCCUCAUGGCAUUGUUCUCAUAUUCGAUACUUUGGUGAGGUCCAAAAUCAUACUUUUGCAAUCGUGUCCAUCCCAGCAGAUUCUUGAUGUAAUUUCGGACCUGGCAGAAGCACUGUCUGUAUUACACUGCGUGGCUACACCCCUGCUCCUGGCCCUGCUCUGCUACCAGACCACCCGUAAAUCUUUGCCCUCUCUGUCUCUCCCCACAAGACAGUCUUCUCAUGUGGAGGUCUCUGUAUGCAAAUCCUAGUUCCUUAUCCACAUGUCAACUUAAAUUAAAGUCUACACUGCUUUUAUGAA
Messenger RNA from Meriones unguiculatus (Mongolian gerbil), 1699 nucleotides. It is a transcript of the gene Ackr1, whose product is annotated as atypical chemokine receptor 1 (Duffy blood group). Gene Ontology annotation, molecular function: C-C chemokine binding. NCBI's taxonomy places the organism in Eukaryota, Metazoa, Chordata, Mammalia, Rodentia, Muridae. Gene Ontology annotation, cellular component: membrane. The coding region runs from base 654 to 1649 and encodes 331 amino acids. The record is from RefSeq and is a predicted model, not a curated record. Gene Ontology annotation, biological process: regulation of chemokine production; chemokine-mediated signaling pathway; inflammatory response. The transcript has 2 exons.